CAGGAGUGGGACAUGGACACGAGGCGGCCGGUGCCUUUCCAGUUCCCACCCUUCCCGGACCGGGCCCCUGUCUUCCCUGACCGCAUGAUGCGAGAGCCCCAGCUGCCCACGGCUGAGAUUUCCCUCUGGACCGUGGUGGCCGCCAUCCAGGCUGUGGAGAGAAAGGUGGACGCCCAAGCCAGCCAGCUGCUGACUCUGGAGGGGCGCACGGGGACGGCCGAGAAGAAGCUGGCCGACUGCGAGAAGACGGCCGUGGAGUUCGGGAACCACAUGGAGAGCAAGUGGGCCGUGCUGGGCACGCUGCUGCAGGAGUACGGGCUGCUGCAGCGGCGGCUGGAGAACAUGGAGAACCUGCUGCGCAACAGGAACUUUUGGGUCCUGCGGCUGCCCCCGGGCAGCAAGGGCGAGGUGCCCAAGGUACCUGUGACCUUCGUGGACAUCGCCGUCUACUUCUCGGAGGACGAGUGGAAGGGCCUGGAUGGAUGGCAGAAGGAACUAUACAACAACCUGGUCAAGGAGAACUACAGAACCCUGAUGUCCCUGGAUGCAGAGAACCCAGCACCCAAGCCAGAUGCGCCGCCCCAGGUGGAGCCAAGGGAAGAGCCGUGUGUGUGGGAGCAGCGUAACCCCGAAGAGAGAGACAUCCCAAUGGGCCCAGACACAGGAGCAGAGCCCCUGCUGCCCACACAGGAUGCAUCCUCUCAGGUGAAGCGUGAAGAAGCCCUGGGUGUCCGGGGCCACCGAGGUGUGGAGGAGAGGGAGCUCCCCACAGAGCCCAUCACCGACUCCCCGAUCUCCGCCCAGGAACUGCUGUCCCGGAUCAAGCAGGAAGAACACCAGUGUGUGUGGGACCAGCAGGAUUUGGUGGAGAGAGAUAUCCCGACAGACCCCAACUCGGAGUCCCUAUUGUCAGCACACGACAUCCUAUCAUGGAUCAAGCAGGAGGAGCAGCCGUUCCCCUGGGGCCCACGAGACUCUGUGGAUGGGGAGCUGGGCUUAGACGCUGGUCCUGGUGAGUGAUGCCCCCUGGGGGUCCUGGGUGUUAGAGAAUGAAUAGCUGAGAGUAAAAUCAGCCAAUCACAUGCUGCAGAAUUCUAUACGUAGUACUUGUUGCUAAUGAUUAAGCUAAGUGUGGUUUCUUAUUCAUAUGAUACCUGUAUACCUGUAUUCUACUGUCUUCUUGGUUUCUGAUGAGAAAUCAGCUGUUAAUCUUAUGAGAA
Echinops telfairi (small Madagascar hedgehog) is the source of this 1220-nucleotide messenger RNA. Its product is annotated as zinc finger protein 282. The coding region runs from base 13 to 1020 and encodes 335 amino acids. The record is from RefSeq and is a predicted model, not a curated record. Lineage: Eukaryota; Metazoa; Chordata; Mammalia; Afrosoricida; Tenrecidae. The transcript is spliced from 6 exons. Gene Ontology annotation, biological process: regulation of DNA-templated transcription.